Molecule: messenger RNA, 2646 nt
Organism: Lactuca virosa
Lineage: Eukaryota; Viridiplantae; Streptophyta; Magnoliopsida; Asterales; Asteraceae
Source: the annotation of a GenBank genome assembly
CCCACACACAUCUCUUCUCCAUUCAAAUGGCAAGCCCAUCAAACCCUUCUUCAUUUUCUUCUUCUUCUUCAGCACCUCAAAAUCAAGACUCGCAUGCAUUUAAUGCGAAUGUUUCUAACUUCGUUUCUGUGAAGCUUUCCAGUGAACGAAACUACCAUCUAUGGGAGAAGCAGAUGGGGUGCCUCCUGAAGAGUUACAAUCUCUAUGGCAUUGUAUGUGAUCCAAGUACCCCAGACUUGAUCGAUACUCCACCUAACAGUAUUGUCAAGGGUUGGAUUUUCAGUACGAUCAGUGAAGAGCUCCUUAACACUGUUUUUAAUAUUGAAUCAGCUAAAGAGGUUUGGGACAAACUAAAAUCCAUCUACGAUCCAACUAUCACGCAUUCUACAAAAGCAGAAACAAAGACUGAAACUAGUCAAGAUGAAAGCGCAGUUCCAAAAGAUCCACUAACACCAUUUGAAGAAUUUGUGAUGAAAAAGGAAGAAGAAAUCAGGAGCAAAUUUGCAAGGUAUAAAAAGAUGGCAAAGAUGGCAAGGGAGGCUAUUGGGGGGAUAUUAAAAGAAAGAAAACCUAAAGUCCAAAUGACAGAAGAUGAAAAGACGAAACGCAACAAGAAGUUGUCUAGUGCUAUUGUGGAAGGGAGAUGGGAUGACGUAGAAUCCAUGAUAAAUGAAGACGAAGAUGUAAUCACAGAGGCAAUCGACAGUGAUGACAACAGGAUACUUCAUAUAGUGGUUGGGAUCGGUCAUAACUCUUUUGUGAGUGAGAUGUUAUCAAAAAUCAAAGACGCAAAAUUACCUAGAAUGAAAAAUAAAAAUGGAAGCACAGCCCUUCAUAUUGCUGCAAUAGUCGGAAACACAGAAGGAGCAAAGCUCUUGAUUAAAAGAAACAGAAAGUUGUUGGUAACAGAAGACAAUAAAUGUGAAACACCUUUGCAUAAAGCUUUUGAAAAUAUGCAUCUGGAUACCGUUGAAUAUUUGUUGAAAGCCACCAAUGAAGAUGGAAAAAACAAGAAAAUGUCUAACCCCAUUGAUGUAAAAAAAGGUUCCAACCUUCUUGCUAAUGCUGUCUCUGCAAAGCAGUAUGAUUUAGCAAAGGAGUUAAUUCAAAAGUAUCCUCAAUUUGUUGUGGAAGACGAUGAGGUACUGAUGGCAAUACCAAAAACCUUUCCGACUGGGCUAGACCAUUGGGAAACACUUAUAUAUCCAAUUCCGGAUCAUAUUUUUGAAUGGAUGGUCGAGAGAGCUAGGAUGUUGUUUUAUGCAUUAGUAAGGUUCCACAGAAUCCCAAUGAAAAUCAUAGAGGAUAUACCUAACAACAUGAUUUGGAGUAUUUUGAAACUCGUACAAUUCACCAUUAUAAAGGUUCCAUUAUAUGUGCUAUCUUGGAUCUAUUGUUUGAUAAUUCUCCUCUUCAUAACGAUGGUUUAUUUUCCAUUCUUUAUGCUUUAUUUUUCCUUGUGGACGAUUUUAAAAACACAAUUUAAAUACAUUGAUGAUAUCGAGAAGAAACACAGGGAACCCGAAGAAGCAAAACAAGUUUUAAAAUUGGUAUGUGAUGAAAUCGACAAUUUAAAGACCCCUGGUAAACCUCAUGAUCCUCGAUAUUACGCAAGACCUGUUCAUGAAGCAGCACGUCAAGAUGCUUAUGAGGUUGUUGAUGAGAUUUUAAUGAGAUGCCCCGAAGCAAUUAGGUAUAAAGAUAAAAAUGGUUAUGACAUCAUCCAGUUAGCAGUAAUACACCGUUCAGAAAAUAUCUACGAGCUUAUCAAUAUCCUUGGAGAGCGUAGGAAUGUUUAUAGAACUAUCGAAGAUUCUUCACAAAACAAUAUGUUACACUUGGUUGGAAGAUUAGCUCCCACUCAUAAACUAAAGCUUAGAACUGGUGCAGCAUUACAACUACAAAGAGAGCUUCAAUGGCGUGAGGUGGUGAAGAAGAUGGUAUCUCCUGCAUACAUUACUAAAGAGAAUAUUUUUAAUGAGACACCGGAUAUGGUAUUCACAAAGGAACACAAACAUUUGGUGAAGGAAGGAGAACAGUGGAUGAAAGCCGUAGCAGAAUCAUGCAGCAUCACUGCAGCACUGAUUGCCACAAUCGUAUUUGCAGCAGCAAUCACAGUACCAGGUGGAAGCAAGCAAGACACAGGCAUCCCUGUGUUUACAGAAAACAUUGCUUUCACAAUCUUCGCUGUAGCAGAUGCAAUCUCACUAUUUGCAUCGAGCACAGCAUUACUAAUGUUCCAGUCCAUCCUCACUGGCCGUUUUUCUGAGCAAGAUUUUCGAAUCAGUUUACCAAAACGAUUGAUUCUUGGUCUUUGCAGCUUAAUGAUAUCAACAACUGCCAUGAUGGUGGCCUUCAGCGCGACCUUGUUCUUUGUCUUUUGUCAUGGAAAACGAUGGAUGCUUGCUCCGAUAUGUGUACUAGCUUUUCUUCCGAUUGUAUCUUUUGCCACAUUUCAAAUCCCAUUGAUGGUAGAUCUCAUUCGCUCCACAUACGGCUACUACGAGUACAUCUUUGAAAAGGUAAGGAACAAAAACAGACCUAGAUUACUUCCGUAUGGCAUCCGCCUGUUUUUUGGCUAGUCAAAUAAGUGACUGGAUACACAUGCAUCUUCAAAUUACGUACCUAUAUAUUUUACUGCAUUUU